Messenger RNA from Akanthomyces muscarius, 6552 nucleotides. RefSeq lists its product as uncharacterized. The transcript is spliced from 3 exons. The record is from RefSeq and is a predicted model, not a curated record. The coding region runs from base 1 to 6552 and encodes 2183 amino acids. Gene Ontology annotation, biological process: nuclear-transcribed mRNA catabolic process, deadenylation-dependent decay. Gene Ontology annotation, cellular component: P-body; CCR4-NOT core complex. Lineage: Eukaryota; Fungi; Ascomycota; Sordariomycetes; Hypocreales; Cordycipitaceae. Gene Ontology annotation, molecular function: molecular adaptor activity.
AUGGUCCCUCCACCAAGAGCGGGAUCAUUUUCGCCAAAUCCUGCCCAAGCCCUCCAGACAGGUUCUAUCCACUCUCCGCAUCCAUCGCACACUGGUGUUCUCAGUGCUGGCGCCAGCCCCAGCACCAGCAGUCCGACGGGGGCCAGCUCCCUUACCAAGAUUGUUGUCGCGCAAGUAUACCUCCUCCUCAGCACGAUCAAGGAGGACAAGGACAGAGCCAAGUGGGAAUUGCAGAUUGAACAGCUCAGAAAACUUAUCGAUGACCACGGCAUGGAAGUCUUCACCAAAUACUUCACCCGACUAGUUGUCGGCAAUGCGCCACAAAUAUUUCCUGGCCUAAACAGGCCAGUUGCCAACCCUGGCAACUACCACAUCCUCGUCAGCGAAAUGCGGAAGAUUGCCAUCGACCCUGAACAAGCGCUCAAAAUUGCAGAAUCUGUUGAAAGCGGGACUGAGGAUAUUUUCCGAGACUUUGACCUAUCUACCUUCAUGGAACACUUCAAGCUGGAUCCUCUCAUGAAAACUCUGCUUGCGCUCGCCUUCAAAAUGGGGUCAAGGGUUGAUCUGAAGACAAAGGCCGAUGCAAUUCUAUCUACCAACUUCAGUACAUUUGCACACAUGCUGGAGUUGGCUGAUGUGCACACAGAUCUCACUCCUGACUUCAUGGCGCUAGUCAUCGAUCGAUUCGUCCAGUUUCACCCCCCAAGCUUCACUGGCUCCUCUCGACGCCAGCUCCACGAAGCUAUUGUGAAGCGAUACGCAAAACUGGAUCAAGCCCCUCCUUCGCAGGUUUUGGCUGCUUUAGAUCUUGCGCGCGUUCUCACUGACAAGCCUGCCAAUGCAUUGGCUAGGUACAUACAAAAAGCUGGACCUGAGGUGACCCGCGAUGAAGAGUCGUGCUUGUCGCAUCUGCAAGCACGGCACGGCAACUUCCAGCUAACUCCUGAGCAAGUUUCCUCUGCACUUACAUUUGUGACUAUCACACAAGCACCUGAGCAUGACCCUUCGAUUUUAGUCUCUGCUCUCCGCCGAAUCGUGCCGAAGACAUUUGACUGGAAUGACGUCGUUGUAUCCUUCGACCAGCCUACUGCAAGGAUCGCAUCGGCUCAGUUCCUGCGCUUGUACAGGGCUCUCUUGCCAGUAGCCGAGGAUCCCAAGUCUAGUCUGGACAUUCAGCGACUCUGGGGUGGCACAUGGUCUGAACCAGAGGCACAACUGUCUUUCGUAAGCGCUUACGCUUCCUUAACGCCAGAGCAACUCGAUGCAACCACCAUUCCGGGUCUACAGCGAAGCAUUACCCUUGAGGACUACGCAAACUCGGCACAGAAAGUACGUGAGCGGGCUGCAAUCGCUGUCAGACACCCCCUCGUUUCUGUCGCAGCUCUGUCGGCCAUCUUCAACGCUGCACUGUCUUCAAUCCACGCCUCCCAAACGAUCGAAGCCAAACGACUGUUCCAGGAGGUCGUAGUUCCGAACCUCGAUAUCUUCCUUGUUUCUGCAUUUGAUGUUCCCAGACAGUCUUGGGCGAACAUGGCGGUCGAGACCUUAGGCUCAUUGUUCGAGAACUUUCUGUACAAACGCUCUCCCGAGUAUGAUUUCGUGCUCGACAGCCUUUGGCGGAAAGACAAGGAAUGGGUAGGCCAGCGCCUGAUUGACGCACACGCUGUCAAGUCCAGCGAUCUGCCACUUAUUUUCGAGCAUGCCGUUAAACACAGCUGGCUGGAUGAGCUCGUUUAUCUACCAAAUGGAUUCGGUCUUGAUCUAGCAGCGCUGGCUCACGCCGAAGGAUACCUUGAUCUCUCCAAAUGGGCCAGAUACAACGCUGACCGAAGCACGGAGAUUUCUAAAACCUUGCUUCAGUUCCUCAUGAUCAAGGCUAGCAAAGAAAUGGAAUAUCAACGACCGGAGAAUGCGCACCUGCCCAAGUCUACAACACCACUUCAAGUCCGCACCGUAUCUACUUUGCUACAGAUUCUUGAGGACUUGAUGCCCAGGGCUCCGCUUCACGACCUUAUCAUUGUCCAGCGUCAGUGCAUCACAGCCUACCCACGACUCAUCAACUACGGCGAAGGCUAUGACGACAUCAUCGAUGCCAACUCAGCACAUGGUAACAGUCUCCCGCUGGCAGCCAACAACAAGAUGGAGGAGCACUACAAGCGAAUGUACAGCGACGAAAUCCCCGUUCGUACCAUUGCAAGUAUUCUCGGUCAAUACAAGCAUUCCAGAGAUAUGCUCGACCAGGACGUCUUCGCUUGCAUGAUUCACGGCUUAUUCGACGAAUACACCCACUACGUCGACUAUCCUCUCGAAGCUUUGGCAACCACGGCUGUUCUUUUUGGUGGCAUAAUUUCCCACAAGUUGAUUUCUGACCUUCCGCUCAAGAUCGGUCUUGGGAUGAUUCUUGAGGCCGUCCGUGAUCACCCCCCGGAUGAGCAGAUGUACAAAUUCGGCUUGCAAGCUCUGCUACAAUUAUUUUCUCGAUUCCGGGAAUGGCCUGGAUUCUGUAAGCAGUUAAUUCAGGUUCCUGGCUUACAAAACACGGAGGCCUACAAAAAGGCUGAAGAGAUUGUUCGCGAGCAUGAAGAUGAUUCGUCUAGAGGACGAGGCAGCGCCGGCACUCCCCAUUCGAUGGGCUUCGCUGGCGAUGCCCUAGCGAACGGUAAUGGCGACGAUCUUGCCGUAGCCGAUCGGCCAACCGCACCAUUCACAGCUCUUGGUACUGACCCUGUUCCCCCAGGGGCCGGAUAUGAGGACCCCGACGAGGAUGAGCAAGGCAAGAUCCAGUUCGUUCUCAACAACAUUACAGAGCAGACUCUCGAUUCCUCCUGCUUGGAUCUUCAGGAGGUAUUGAAUGAGAAGCAUCAGCAGUGGUUUGCCAGUCAUCUGGUGGCAGAGCGGGCAAAGCUGCAGCCAAACUACCACCAUGUAUACCUUGACUUGGUAAAAUUCUUUGAAGAUCCGUCUCUAUGGAGCGAGGUGCUUAGAGAGACCUAUAUCAGCGUCGCUCGCAUGCUCAACUCUGAAGCCACCAUGCAGAACUCGACGGAGCGGACACACUUGAAGAACCUUGGUGGCUGGCUUGGUCUCCUGACACUUGCUCGCGACAGGCCUAUCAAGCAUAAAAAUAUUGCCUUCAAGCAACUGCUCAUCGAGGCUCACGAUACGAAGAGGCUCAUUGUGGUGAUCCCUUUCGUUUGCAAAGUGCUUCUGCAAGGCGCCACAUCAGUCGUCUUUCGACCCCCGAACCCGUGGCUGAUGGACAUCAUAUAUUUAUUAAUCGAACUAUAUCAUCACGCCGAGCUCAAACUAAAUCUCAAGUUCGAGAUUGAAGUCCUCUGCAAGGGUCUCAGCCUCGAUCACAAGAGUAUCGAGCCCUCCGGCGAAAUUCUUAAUAGGCCAGCAGUGGAGGAGCCUGCGGCAGUGCUGGCCAUUGAGUCGCUUGAGCCAUACGAAGGAAUACCGUUGAAUGGUCUUGGCUCAGGGGUCGUUGCUGGUCUCUCCCCUCAAGCUGUGGCGCCGACCAUUCCUGACCUGAGUUCUCAGAUCACUAUUCCGCCCACAAACGAGAUGGUGGUAAGCACUGCUAGGCUGAGCGAAAUUGUGCGGAGCGCUGUCAGCCGCGCCUUGGAGGAUAUUAUCCAACCCGUCGUUGACCGGUCAGUCACGAUCGCCGCAAUUUCGACACAGCAGAUGAUCAGAAAAGAUUUUGUUUCAGAGCCAGAUGAGAAUAGGAUCCGCACGUCAGCCAUUAAUAUGGUCAAGGCCACGGCUGGGAGCCUGGCUCUUGUGACGUCCAAGGAACCUCUGAGAGCGAAUUUGACAAACUACAUGCGCAAUCUUUCAAACGAUCUUCCGUCUGGUCUUCCGGAGGGGACGAUUAUCAUGUGUGUUAACUCGAACCUCGAUCUCGCCUGCAACAUCAUCGAGCAACAAGCUGAAGAACGCGCUGUGCCUGAGAUUGAGGAGCUUCUCGAAUCUGAUUUCGACGCGAGGCGCCGAUUCAAGGCCCAGCAUCCUAACGAGUCUUCGUACCCGGCAAAUAUCAACCGAUGGGCGAUGACCAUUCCCAACCCUUUCAAGCUGUCUCCGAACAUGCCUGGUCUGAACCCUGAGCAAAUGGCCAUAUAUGAAGACUUUGCCCGCCAGCCGCGCAACACCACGACCACGGUCGCUUCUGGCGCUAACCACGAGCCGUCCGCGUCUGAUGCAACAAGAUCACUUGCCAACGAGGUGCUGCAAGAGCCUUUCUCCACCCUGCCAAACAUACCCACUCCUGCCGAAACACCUUCACUUCAGCAGCUCGGAUCACAGAUGCAGCCCUAUGGUCCUCUCCAAAGCACUGCGGGAGGCAUGUCGAACGGAAGGUCCAGCAGCUAUCCCAUGGAAGCGCAUGGUCUGGCAGAGCGCCUUACCAAAUUGCUGCAGGAAUUACUCCGUGCCGCUGGCGAGGCCCGCGUAGAACACUUUGCCGACUUGCCUCGCCCUCACCAAGUUCUUGACGUUGUCGACGCGCUGGUUCAGUUGAUCAUCAAAACAUCCCAGAGCUCGGAGGAAUUUCCCAUUUACGCUGCCGAGCAGAUCACUGCUGUUAUUUUCCAGCAGGUUGAAGAUAACCUAACUCUGGAGAGCCUUGUUCACGUCAUGGAAACAUUGCGCAAGAUUUCCGGUCCCGGCUUGAACAGCCGCGUGCGUGCCCUAUUCAGCCAGCAGCCAGGGAGCAGCUUCCUCAGCUUGCCUCUACUUGCUGCUCUCACGCGGACUGAUCUCCUCGAUUGGAGAAGCAUCGACCUUGCCAUGUCGAAGGCUAUGGAUGCCAGAAAGGAAGGCUCCCUCGACUUCGUGGAGCAGAUGUUUGAUCUCGUUCUGCUGAAUAGCCGCCCUAUUGCUCUCUAUGCUGACUUCGUUCGCACCUUGGAGGCGGCAUGGAGCUGGAUAAACGCGGAUGGUGACUCUGCUGUCGGACAAAGGCUCAAGGGCAAGCUUGUUGGCUCUGGUAUGUACCAGCCAUCUCAAGGCAACGGAAACGAGUCCUCCUCGAGACAGGAUCAAAUGGAAUAUGUUUUCGACGAAUGGGUGCACUUGUGUAACAACCAGAAUGCAUCGAGCUCCGCAGUCGAUGCAUUUGUCAAGCAGCUACGCGCUACACAAGUUAUUCGCAACAAGAACGACUUCUUUCUUUUUGUCCGCACAGGCAUCGAUCUGUCUGUUGAACGCUUCGAGCACCUGAUCCACGCUGGAGGCGACGGCUACAUCAUGAUUGAUGCUCUUGCAAAGCUCAUUGGCGUGUUUGUCAGCAUGCACCAAGAUGGUGUUACUACCCGUGCAUCAUUUGUCGACUCGGUGUUUGUUAUCAUCACUUUGGUGGUUUAUCAUCAUCACACGAAUCGUGGUGAGCACUUCAAUCAGAGGCUCUUUUUCCGCCUGCUCUCGAUGUUGCUGCACGAGCUGCACAGUGUUUGCGAUCAGCUACCAGAGGAUGAAUCGAGGCAAAUCAUGUUGACUGUCGCCAGCAGAAUGGAGCCGCUCGGCCCGUUCCAUCUGCCUGGUUUCGUCUUUGGCUGGCUCUCGCUCCUGCAGCACCGGUCCUUCAUGCCAAACUUGCUGUCUGUGCCUGAUCACGCGGGGUGGAAGCAGUUCUCCAAGCUUCUGUGUCAGCUUUUGAGCUGCUUGGGCGAGCAGCUUAACGCUUUUAGCGUGUCACCUGUCGCCAAAGAGCUGUAUCGGGCCACGCUCAAGCUUCUCGUCAUUCUUCAGCAUGACUUUGCUGACUUUGUUGCCGCGCAUCACGUUGAUAUUUACAAGGCCCUCCCAGCCCACUGCUCUCAGCUUCUCAACGCUGUCCUCGCUGCACAGCCACAGCACGGCUACACAAAGGUGGUCACCAAGGGCAAGAAUACUGCUGAACACGCAGAGACCAAGGUCUACCCAGGUCUCGUGGAUGACUCGAAAGCUAUUCUGCAGCAGGCGGGGCUUCUGGAGGGUGUUGAACAAGUAGUCCAAGGCGCCACUUCCGAGGGCAUUAUGGCCCAAAUUGUCCACAGCAUGAGCACUGGUUCCAAUCACGAAGCCACGUUUGGCCAGGUCCCAGUCUCUGCCAACAUUGAUGUCAUUAAUGCCAUUGUUAUUUAUCUUGGCAACCAGGCAGCAGAGCGCAUGUCCGGCACGGAACCGAUUACCAUCAACGGCAAGGAGCCGGAGGCUGCGGCCUUGUCUGUGCUUGUGCACGAGGUGUCGCCGGAGGCUAGAUACUAUCUUGUAUCGAGCAUGAUCAACCAGCUACGAUACCCAAACUUGCACACCGAGUUCUUUAGCCAGCUGCUGCUGCACAUUUUUGGCAAUGACCUACAUGACCCGGAAGACACGGACAUUCGCCAGGAGAUCACAAGAGUCUUGCUCGAGAGGCUCAUUGGAUUCUGGCCACAGCCAUGGGGACUGAUGUACAUGGUCGUCGAGCUUGUCAAGAACGAAAAGUACAUGUUCUUCGAUCUGCCAUUCAUCAAGUCUACUCCGGAGGUGGCAGAACGAUUUCAUACUAUUCUUCAGCGAGUUUAG